Messenger RNA from Dinoponera quadriceps, 1275 nucleotides. RefSeq lists its product as uncharacterized. The record is from RefSeq and is a predicted model, not a curated record. The transcript has a single exon. Bases 1 to 1275 code for a protein of 424 amino acids. Gene Ontology annotation, cellular component: extrinsic component of mitochondrial inner membrane. Lineage: Eukaryota; Metazoa; Arthropoda; Insecta; Hymenoptera; Formicidae.
AUGAGUAAUUUACACAUGCAAGUCUUGGAACCUCGUGUAUCACACGUCAAGAAAUAUUACAAUCACUUCUUCAAUCCAAACAUUUGUCACGUCUGCAAAUCGGUGAACAUGGACAAUUCGAUAUCGUGCGAGAAGUGUCGUUUGGUUUUUUAUUGCACCAAAGAACACAAAAAUCUUCACAAAAGCCACCAUAUGGAUAUCUGCAGGAUUAUUGCACAUGUUUCGCAAGUGGAUCAAAAUAGGCGUAGAUUUAGCAACAGGCAAGAAUGGAUACAGUCGAGAAAAGAAUUGUUGGAAUUAAUCAAACACAAUCUUCGCCGGCCGUUGGAGACGUACGAGUUGCAAAUGAUCCUGUGGUCGAAAUCGUGUAUUGCUUGUCACCAACAGGCUGAAUUGCACACUUGCCAGAAGUGCUUCUCCGCUAAUUAUUGCGAUGAUCAUGCAACAGCUUUCGGCGUGAAACAUGACGAAAGAAAGUGCGAACAUCUGACGAUUUUAUUCGAUAUAUAUACCAAAACUAUGACCGUUAAUAAAAAUAAGAUAAAAUACGAAUUUUUUGAACAUAUUACUGAACAGAAUAGUUGUGAUGAUAUGUACAAAUUUUGCACACAAUUUAUAUUGAUGCAAAGAGGAAAUGUGAAUUUGAUUGCUCAGGACUACGUCAAGUCUGAUUAUCUUUCAGGACCACUCACCGUCUAUUCUGGAUUAAAGAGAAUAAAUGUGUUAAGUAUUCUGCAAGGAAAUUCUGUCGUUAUUCAUAUUAUAGCCGCAAAUUCUGUGGACAGAAACGGUCUAGAAGCUUGGGAAAUUUUGUUACAUCUUUUGCCUGAUGUACAAGAAUUAGUGAUCAUUAUGAUAGGUCCAGAAUUAUCGUACGAUAUGAAAACAUGUCAACUUUGUGAACAAUGCAAGAGAAAGAAAACAUUCGACUUUUUUUCUAUUCCUAUGUUGUACCACAAUUACGUAAAAAUGUUUGAGGGUAAGAGAGAUCCCGAUGUGAUUGUAGGAUUUCAUGUCGAAUUAAAUGAAGGGAAUACAUGGUCGGAAUCUUUAAGAGCAAUACAAACUCGUUUCCGUCCGCUAAUUUUGGGCUCUUCGUGCAAGAGAGAAGCUCACAAAGACAUAAAUAAGAUUAAAAAUGUUAUAGGUACAAGUAUAAAUCCUAUUUUUAAUGGAUGUAAUCAUUUCGCUGGUCUUGUACCGCACAUGAAUUUAGAAACUGGCGAUAUAUAUUUCCGCAAUGAACAUUUGAUUAUUUAUGAUAAAUUAUAUUAG